AAAAAAAAUGUUGCAUACAAUAUAGCUGAGUACUGGAAUUAUUUAUUUUCUACAGUAAUUGUUGCUCGUCUUUAUCAAGGGUGCCAAUAAUUUCGGGCCCCACUGUACCGCCAUAAUAUAUAUUCCCAUAAUUAAAGCACAUGCUUAUAUCAUUAUAACACAUAUUCUAUGGAAAAUAUUACAAACUGGACCAUAAAAACCUUUAUAGAGAUGAUGGAAACUAACUCUCAUGAAGAGGAACUUAUUCUUUCAUAACAGUUUAAAAACAGGAUCUAGGUUUACUAUGAUCCUUAUAUAACACCACCCACAUCAGAAUUAUCAGAAGGCUUGAUACAGCAAAGAGGAAGCCUAAAAAAUAUAAACCAUUACAUUGCUUUCAUUUUCCCCUCACAUCGAGGCAGGACCAUUCAAACCCAGGCAAUGACUUUAUGUCGUUUUGCAGCGCUACAUUAUUCUGCUAUCUUCACAAGGAUGCAGGUGAAACUCAUACUAAUGGCAUUGUGUGCAGUGGUGUCCUCUUUCAAACAACCACUGAGCACUGAGCUGGAUGGCAUCUGGGAGGAGUGGAAAACCCAACACAGCAAACAGUAUUCCAAGGUGGAUGAGGGCUUCAGAAGGAUGAUCUGGGAGACAAACCAAGGUCUCAUCUGUCAACACAACCUGGAGGCAGAAAUGGACAAGCACACCUUCACUCUGGGAAUGAACAAGUUUGGAGACAUGGGGUCUUGUGGAUCUUGCUAUGCAUUUGCUGCAGUCGGAGCCCUGGAGGGCCAGUUGUUCAAGCAGACAGGCACACUGUUGCCUCUGAGUGAGCAGAACCUGGUAGACUGCAGUGGAGACUAUCACAAUAAUGGCUGUGACGGUGGCUUGGCCAUGAGGUGUUUUAGUUACAUCUCAGAUCAUGGGAUUAUGUCGGAGAGGAAAUAUCCUUACACUGCAGAGGUGGGCCCUUGUGAAUACCAGAAUGCAACAAAGGAAGCCUGGUGCAAGGGCUUCAACAGAGUUCCUUCUCUGGAUGAAAAAGUGUUUCGAGACACUUUGUAUGAGGUUGGCCCUAUCGCUGUGUCUGUGAACGCCACACAUCCCUCCUUCAAGUUCUACAAAGAUGGUGAGCUCGGUGUAUAA
This is a messenger RNA of Oncorhynchus mykiss (rainbow trout), 1125 nucleotides long. The record is from RefSeq and is a predicted model, not a curated record. NCBI's taxonomy places the organism in Eukaryota, Metazoa, Chordata, Actinopteri, Salmoniformes, Salmonidae.